Haplochromis burtoni (Burton's mouthbrooder) is the source of this 1103-nucleotide messenger RNA. RefSeq names its product centrosomal protein of 162 kDa-like. The transcript is spliced from 4 exons. Gene Ontology annotation, cellular component: axonemal microtubule; centrosome; centriole. Lineage: Eukaryota; Metazoa; Chordata; Actinopteri; Cichliformes; Cichlidae. The record is from RefSeq and is a predicted model, not a curated record. Gene Ontology annotation, biological process: cilium assembly. Bases 460 to 975 code for a protein of 171 amino acids.
CUGGUAAUGAACUAAUCAUGUGAUUCAGGUGUGCUGACCCAGGGUGAGAUCUAAAACCUGCAGGACACCGGCCCUCGUGGACUGGGAUUGGGGACCCCUGCUUUAGUUUGCAUAGGUUUGGGAGAUGAGAGUGUGUCUUUAAUGAGAGGGACUCAUUUUCCCCAAGCACUAAACUUUCUGCCAUCUGCUUAAAACAACUUUUUAGAAGUCCUCGCCACUCAUAGCAGUGCUUUGCCUCAGAAGCUCUAUGUUAAGACGCCGUGUGGGCACAGUUUAUGAAAUUCUAAUCAUUUUCAGUUUUAUACAAACUGCAGUAAAUAGAAAAGCCCAUAUUAGGUGUGAGCAACGGUUUAAAAAAACAAGAGCCAUUUGUACCUAGUUGUUGUUCUUUUCAUUGUUUUUUUGUUUGUUUUUUUUACAUUAAUCUUCCUCCAGGAGAAUGAGAAGCUGUAUUUACAGAUGAAGGCUCAGCAGGCCAAGAGUAAAGCUAAUGAGGAGGCCAUGUUUAAAGAAAACCAGCGGCUGCUGAAUGAGCUGGCUGCCACCAGGGAGCAGCUGCAUAAAACUUCGAGGCCAGUGGGAAGUAUAUGCUUAACGGAUCAUACUCCACGCAUUGCAGACUUGUUAGCGCAAAUAAACUCACUUCAGAGAAAUGAGGCCAAGAUGUCUGCGGACGUCCACAAGCUUAAGCAGGAAAAGCAGGCUCUGGAGGUGGACUUGCAGCUCAUUAACAAAGAGAGAGACCUGGCUGAAGCCCGAGCCACCUCCACAUCGGGAAAUCAGACCUUUGAGAUGCGUGUAUUAGAGGACAGGCACCAGGAGGAAGUGACAGCCCUUAAGAAAAAACUGCAGUGGUUUGCUGAGAAGCAGGAGAUGCUGGACAGAGAUGCUGGCAGGCUGAAGGCUGCUACAGCUGAGAUACACCAGCUCAGAGAACAGGUGAUGCUCCGCUCUCACACGAUGGUUACAGACUGAUUUGUUUUGUACUCUCAAUCUGCAUGAAUCCUCUGUCUGUGCUAACUACUUUUUAUUUUAAAUGAUACUUGCAAAGAAAAGCGUCUGGACUUUGAGUUGCUUGAAGACGUUUCACCUCUCAUCCGAGA